Messenger RNA from Carassius auratus (goldfish), 1617 nucleotides. Its product is annotated as B-cell receptor CD22-like. The record is from RefSeq and is a predicted model, not a curated record. The transcript is spliced from 9 exons. The coding region runs from base 1 to 1617 and encodes 538 amino acids. NCBI's taxonomy places the organism in Eukaryota, Metazoa, Chordata, Actinopteri, Cypriniformes, Cyprinidae.
AUGAGGGGAGUUUAUGGGCAGUGUGAUUGGGGUGUGAGUUAUGGCUCUUCACACAUCUGUGCAAUAAAGGGGUCAACAGUGACAAUCUACUGUACUUAUAAAUACCCUACUGACUAUCAGAUCAUGAAAGCGUUCUGGACCAGAACAAAUGGAUGCUAUCCAGAUCUCUUAAUGGACCCUGGAUACAGUCAGAGGCUUCAGUAUCUGGGAGAUGAACAGCAGAACUGCACCAUAAGACUGAGUCAUGUGACACAGAAGGAUUCACAGAUGUACUAUUUCAGAUUCAUAACCGAUAAACCUGAUGGAAAAUGGACCAAUGCUCCAGGAGUGACUCUUACUGUGACAGAUCUUCAGGUGGAGUCUCCUGAGACAGUAACAGAGGGAGAUUCAGUCCGUCUGUCAUGUAAAAGCAGCUGCGCUCUGACUGACAGAGCAACAUUCAUCUGGUACAGAAACUCACAGCCAUUAACUGAAAAAAGAGACAGAAACAAUCAACUCCUGCUGCAGUCAGUCAGAAGAGAGGAUGCAGGCAGAUACAGCUGUGGUGUGCAGGGACACACUUACAUCUCUCCUGCUGUUCAGCUCGAUGUCACCUAUCCUCCACAGAGCAUCUCGGUGUCCAUCAAUCCAUCUGGUGUAAUAGUGGAGGGAGAUUCAGUGACUCUGAUCUGCAGCAGUGAUUCAAACCCUCCUGCAGAAAGCAGUUGGUUUAAAGGAGGAACGUUUGUAGGAUCUGGAAGAAUCUACAGCAUCUCAAAGAUCAGCUCUGAUGACAGUGGACAAUACAAGUGCAAGUCCAGAAAUAAACAUGGAGAGAAAUACUCUGAUACUGUGAUGCUGAAUGUGAUGUACCCACCUAGGAACGUCUCAGUGUCCAUCAAUCCAUCUGGUGUAAUAGUGGAGGAAAAGUCAGUGACUCUGAGCUGCAGCAGUGAUUCAAACCCACCUGCUCUGGACUUCAGCUGGUUUAAAGGAGGAACAUUUGUAGGAUCUGGAAGAAUCUACAGCAUCUCAACGAUCAGCUCUAAUCACAGUGGAGAAUACAAGUGCAAGUCCAAUAAUGAACAUGGAGAGAAAUACUCUGAUAUUGUGACUUUGAAUGUCAUGUACCCACCUAGGAAUGUUUCAGUGUCCAUCAAUCCAUCUGGUGUAAUAGUGGAGGGAGAUUCAGUGACUCUGAGCUGCAGCAGUGAUUCAAACCCUCCUGCAGAAAUCAGCUGGUUGAAAGGAAGAACGUUUGUAGGAUCUGGAAGAAUCUACAGAAUCUCAAAUAUCAGCUCUGAUCACAGUGGAGAAUACAAGUGCAAGUCCAGUAAUGAACAUGGAGAGAAAUACUCUGAUGCUGUGACUUUGAAUGUCAUGUAUGCACCGAGGAAUGUCUCAGUGUUCAUAAAUGGAUCAGGUGAAAUAGUGGAAGGAGAUUCAGUGACUCUGAUCUGCAGCAGUGAUUCAAACCCUCCUGCUCUGAACUUCAGCUGGUUUCAGGAGAGUCAAAGCUCCUCUGUUGGAUCUGGACAGAGUUUCAGUGCACUACAGAGUGGACGCUUCUACUGUGAGGUUCACAAUCAACAUGGAUUUCAGCGAUCAAAAGCUGUUACUGUCAAUGUCAUGUAUUAG